AUAAAUUAUUAUAUGUGAAUAUUUUGUUGUAAAGAAUUAUUGAUGGUGAAAGUUGUAUGGAAUACAGAAGUUAUAUAGAAUAUGGAAUAACUGAAUUUUGAAGGAUUUGAAAGUGAAAGUGUAUAAGCAAAAACUACUGAAAGUAUUGACAAUUUUAAUGGGUGAUAUAUUGUUUUAAUCCGUGCUACAAUAUAUUUAUAGUUACAGUAACAAACAAAAAAUCAAAUAAACGAAAACUACGUAAAAGUUAAUUACAAAAAUGGACUUAUCUGCAGUGCUUUACGUAUGUUUAAUAGCAUUGUGCACAUCAACGGGAAGUAAACCGAAACCUGGUCGAGGAAAAGGAUCCAUGUGGUGGGGUAUAGCUAAAGUGGGCGAACCAAAUAAUAUAUCACCACUUAGCUCAGGUAUUAUGUAUAUGGAUCCCGCCAUUCAUUCUACACUAAGGCGAAAACAACGACGCUUAGUUCGUGAUAAUCCUGGCGUACUGGGUGCACUAGUAAAAGGUGCCAACCUUGCUAUAAGUGAAUGUCAACAUCAAUUUCGAAAUCGGCGUUGGAACUGUUCAACAAGAAACUUUCUGCGUGGAAAAAAUUUGUUCGGCAAAAUUGUCGAUAGAGGCUGUCGUGAGACUGGCUUUAUUUAUGCCAUCACCAGUGCCGCUGUCACACAUUCGAUUGCGCGCGCCUGCAGCGAGGGCUCCAUUGAAUCGUGCACCUGUGAUUAUAGCCAUCAGUCGCGAUCGCCGCAAGCGAGUCACCAAACAGGCAGCGUAGCGGGUGUUCGCGACUGGGAAUGGGGAGGGUGCUCGGACAAUAUCGGAUUUGGUUUUAAAUUCUCACGUGAUUUUGUAGACACUGGAGAACGCGGCCGAAAUUUGAGAGAAAAAAUGAACUUACAUAAUAAUGAAGCUGGCCGCAGUCAUGUACAAGCGGAAAUGCGUCAGGAAUGUAAAUGCCACGGUAUGUCUGGCUCUUGUACCGUAAAGACUUGCUGGAUGCGAUUGGCUAAUUUUCGCGUAAUAGGUGAUAAUCUUAAGGAUCGUUUUGAUGGUGCAUCACGCGUAAUGGUCAGUAAUAGCCUAAGACAAAAUGGGAAUACAGUACCAAGUAAUUCAGCAAAUUCAAAUGUCAUUGGAAUGUCUAGUGCGGCUAUGAGCCCUAACGCAGCAAGCCCGAAUGCUUUCAGCGCAGAUCGAAUGAUUAAUGAUCAUAUACCAGACCAUUUAAUAAAAAUACAUCCGAAUAAAUCACCUUUGAAUACCGUUAAUAACCCAAAUAGUUUCUCCCGAAAUUCGGUGCGUAGCCGUGGUCGUCAAGGGAAAAAGAACAAUAGAUACAACUUUCAGUUGAAACCGCAGAAUCCGGAACAUAAGCCACCUGGCCCCAAAGAUAUUGUUUACCUGGAACAGUCACCAAGCUUCUGCGAGAAAAAUUUGCGCUUAGGUAUUCAAGGAACACAUGGGCGUCAAUGCAAUGAUACAUCAAUCGGCGUUGAUGGCUGUGACUUGAUGUGUUGCGGUCGUGGCUAUCGUACACAAGUAAUCGACGUCAUUGAACGUUGCGCAUGCACAUUUCACUGGUGCUGUGAAGUCAAGUGUAAAACGUGUCGAAUAAAAAAAACAAUACAUACAUGUUUAUAAGUAGUGAUGAGUAUUUUUUAAAUCUCCGCCCGAUACCCUCUGAAGACAGUUAGGACUAAAAUUUUUCAAAGGAAAUGUAUAUAAGCUUUAAUAAAAAUUAAAUAAAACGGUUAUGGAGUCUGUCACAAAUCAUUAACAAUCGUUGCACUCCAACACAAUAAAGUAUAUUAUUAAGUGAGCUAGUAAAAGUAUUAAUAGAACAAAAAUAACUAACGUACAGGGAAUAAAGGGUGGGGUUUGAAGAUUUGCGGCACCUUUGUCGUUUGUUAUACCCCGUUUAUUUAUUUAUUUAUUUAUUUUUAUUAACUUUGGAUUACAAUCAAGAGGUUGUUCGUUAUAUAAAAGGACACUACAUUAGGUGACCUGUCAAUUAAUUCCAACGAAUAUAAACAUCAGUAUUUCUUUAAAUUUGAUACCAGUAUACACAUACAUAUGUAAAUAUAAAUAUGCAUACAACCUAGCACUGAUAUAAAAAAAUGAUUUAUGCACUUAAAUAUGUAUCAUAUCUAGGAGACACAUAUGUACAUAUGUGUGGCCAACGCAAUUUUCGUCGAUUUCAGUGUAAAUAUACUUAAAGUUUAGAAGAUGAUAUAAGUGAAUUGAAGUGAAUAUAAGUGAAGUUGGAUUUAAGUCCACACAUUCAAGCGAAUUUGAACGCUGUCUACAGUAUUAUAUUAUUUGAAUUCAUAAUCACUAAGUAGAAUACAUAUCUAUGUUUUUAAGUAAAAUAAAUACACAUUUUCCAGUUUUCUAUUUGUUAGUAUUCUAAGUAUGUAUAAGUACUUGUAUACGAAUGUUUAUGUGAAUAUUACCUUGCGCCAAAAUGGAUCUAACCGAAGACUGAGAUUUUGUAAUUUGCAUAUUACUUUUGUCCUUUAAUUGCAAUUUAUUUUCAUAUAUGCUUUAUCAUAUAUUGUACCAUACGGAUCCAUACAUACAAACCUAAACAUGUAUAUAGCAACAUAAAUUCAAGCUGUACGAUUUUAUGAUCUUACUAAAAGCCUUAAGAUAAGUUUUACCGCUUAUAAUUUUGGUGUUAAUUAGUUUGUUGUUUAAUAAAUACAUAAUUGAUAAAGCUAUUCUGAAAAAUAUACAAAAUAAAUUUGGAAGCCAUCUAUUACAAAUUUACAAAGGAAAAGUUAUUUAGUAAAAAAAAUUAUAAUUUUAGUAUUCAAAAUGAAUAGUAUUAAAAAAAAUGGGUUUUAAAGAAAAAUAAAUAAUCUAUUUUGAUUAUAAGCUAAAAAUAUGAAUUUAACAUUUAAGAUAAAAGCCUUCAUUUGUGGUCAUAAUGCUAACCAAUACAAGUAUUUUGCCAAAGCUUUUGAGCUCAAGGGGUUAAAUCGAAUGGUGAAAUAGAAUUAAAAUCGUUUGUGUAUUUACAUUUUGAAAAAUGUAUUUCAGUUUGAACAAAUCGUUCAAAUUUAAUAUGUUUCAUUAUG
This is a messenger RNA of Bactrocera tryoni, 3081 nucleotides long. It is a transcript of the gene wg, whose product is annotated as protein wingless. The transcript is spliced from 5 exons. The coding region runs from base 260 to 1642 and encodes 460 amino acids. Gene Ontology annotation, biological process: canonical Wnt signaling pathway; multicellular organism development; neuron differentiation. Gene Ontology annotation, molecular function: cytokine activity; frizzled binding. Gene Ontology annotation, cellular component: extracellular region. Lineage: Eukaryota; Metazoa; Arthropoda; Insecta; Diptera; Tephritidae. The record is from RefSeq and is a predicted model, not a curated record.